Messenger RNA from Clonostachys solani, 1113 nucleotides. Lineage: Eukaryota; Fungi; Ascomycota; Sordariomycetes; Hypocreales; Bionectriaceae. The record is from the annotation of a GenBank genome assembly.
AUGAUGAUGAUGGAAGAGCGGCUCCAGAAUUUGGAGUUAGAAAACGCGGAAGCGCUUCAGCGUCUAGAAGAAAUCAAAGAAAGGUAUGAGAGGUUGGAAUUCGCAAUCUUGGAAAAGGAUGAACAAAUCCAGCAAAAUUGUACGGCGUUGCAAUCAGCCGCAGAAGAAAACAGCAAGCUCAAAGAAAAAAACAGAGAGCUCGAGGAUGGAAGGAGAUUAGCAAUUUCUCUAGUAGAAGAGACGCAACAAAUUGCGGCUAUUUCAGAAACAUGGGCCAGUAAAAAAGUCGAGAAGGCACUUCAGGAUAAGGAAGCGGCUCUGCAAAAGGUUGCCAUGAUCAAUCAGAACUUGGCGGUCAACGCCAGAGACGUCGCAGAACGUCGGGCUGGGGAUGCAGAGCAGGCCAGAAAGGAGGCAGAGAAGCGCGCUGAACAAGCCGUGCAAGCCAAAAUCUUGGCGGAGGGCCGUGCAAAGGGGUUGGAAAGCAACGAGACAUUUAUGAUUUCGUCGAGAAAACAAGCGGAGACACGAGCGGAAAAGGCAGAGGCAGACCUGGCAGCGGCAGCGGCAGUGGAGAGGGAGGAUGAAGCUAGAAGGCAGCUUAAGGUAGCGACCUCCAUUGACCGAGUUGAGGCGGUGGUCUGUGUCAAGCCACCAAAGAAAAGACCCACCAAUCCAAACAAAGGAUCGUGGCCUUCCUCAUCUACCGCGAAAAAAAGAAAAGAGUUCCGUGGCCUAGAGGCAGCAUGUCAUGACGAGCGACUAACAGACUUAGCACAGGAUCUUAACCGCGUGGUGAAAGACUGGGGAACGGAUAAGGAGAGAUAUGCUCUUUUCACAUUCACUACCGACUCGAUUACGGUUACCAGGGUGGAAAAGGGGCGUGGCACUUCUGAAUCUUCGCUUCGCGUCAGAUGUGUCCGUCAUGGUGGGGAGGCAGUGCUCACUGUGUUUUCCGUCGUUUCCCUCGCGUGCACAAUCUAUGGAGCGGAUCUCGAUUCGAAAGCUGCCGAGGAGCUGUUACGCGCUUACAUAUCCCAGACGGUAUCCAGGCGACAUGCCCAAAAUUUGGAUGUAGGCGAGGAAACUGAACGGGUCACGCUAUUUCGCUAG